CCAUGCAAUGACUUAUGUAAAAGGUUAGCCAUUGCAGCAUUGGUUGUAAGAGCGAAAAGAUUGGAAACAACCCAGAUGUCCAUCUGUACAGGACCGGGCACAGAAACCGUGGUGCGGCUCCAUGCAGAAGCGCUAGGUAGCUGGAAACAGAGGAAGCUCUUUGUGGACUGAGGAAAGCUCUCCAAGAUACAGUAUAUUAAUCUGCUCUGGCUGCCAUAACAAAAUACCGGAAAUUGGGUGGCUUAAACAACAGAAAUGUAUUUUCUGGAAGCUGAAAGUCCAAGAUCAAAGUUGCCAAUGGAGGGCAAACUGAGAAGCUUAUUUUCCUGGUGCAUCUAGUUGCUCAAUGAUAAAUAAAACAUUAUAGCAAGCUGGUGGCCCAUCUCGGCGCUGGAGAGCGAUGCGGCCAAGCCGGUGGAGGCCCCCGAAGCACCCGAAGCGGCCAGCCACGCCCAUUGGCCCAAGGAGAGCCUGGUUCUGUACCACUGGACCCAGUCCUUCAGCUCGCAGAAGAAAGACCCGGUCUGUUGAAGAGCUGAGAAGAGAGACAAAGGUGCGGCUGGUGAUCGCCGAGAAGGGCCUGGCGUGUGAGGAGCGGGACGUGAGCCUGCCGCAGAGCGAGCACAAGGAGCCCUGGUUCAUGCGGCUCAACCUGGGCGAGGAGGUGCCCGUCAUCAUCCACCGCGACAACAUCAUCAGCGACUACGACCAGAUCAUCGACUACGUGGAGCGCACGUUCACGGGAGAGCACGUGGUGGCGCUGAUGCCCGAGGCGGGCAGCCCCCAGCACGCGCGGGUGCUGCAGUACCGUGAGCUGCUGGACGCGCUGCCCAUGGACGCCUACACGCACGGCUGCAUCCUGCACCCCGAACUCACCGCCGACUCCAUGAUCCCCAAGUACGCCACGGCCGAGAUCCGCAGACAUUUAGCCAACGCCACCAUGGACUUCAUGAAAUUGGACCAUGAAGAGGAGCCCCAGCUCUCUGAUCCCUACCUUUCUAAACAGAAGAAGCUCAUGGCCAAGAUCCUGGAGCACGAUGAUGUGAGCUACCUGAAGAAGAUCCUGGGGGAGCUGGCCAUGGUGCUGGACCAGAUCGAGGCUGAGCUGGAGAAGAGGAAGCUUGAGAACGAGGGUGGGUGCCAGUUCUGGGGGCAGAAAUGUGAGCUGUGGCUCUGCGGCUGUGCUUUCACCCUUGCUGAUGUCCUCCUGGGAGCUACCCUGCACCGCCUCAAAUUCCUGGGACUGUCCAAGAAAUACUGGGAAGAUGGCAGCCGGCCCAACCUGCAAUCCUUCUUUGAGAGGGUCCAGAAACGCUUUGCCUUCCGGAAAGUUCUGGGCGACAUCCACACCACUCUGCUGUCAGCAGUCAUCCCCAACGCGUUCCGGCUGGUCAAGCGGAAACCCCCAUCUUUCUUUGGGGCAUCCUUCCUCAUGGGCUCCCUGGGUGGGAUGGGCUACUUUGCCUACUGGUACCUCAAGAAAAAAUACAUCUAAAGCCAGGCCCCGGGCUUGGUGUCUGACUGUUGGUGUCUCUGUCCUGUGUGAUUCCCAGUGAGCUCUCAGUAACGCACCGUCUCAUGCACACUUGGACAGCCCCUCCCACCCCUUGUUUGGAGCAAUUCUAUCGUCAGUCUGAAAACAUUCCAUAGUUUAGGAGUAGAUGUUGCCACUGCCGUGAGUUGAGGCCACGGUUCUACUGAAGGAGAGAAAGAGUGAGUGGGAGAGAGAGAGAAAGAGAGAGAAACAAACAAAAACACGAAUGCCUUUUUUUUUU
Messenger RNA from Orcinus orca (killer whale), 1775 nucleotides. RefSeq names its product ganglioside induced differentiation associated protein 1 like 1 (gene GDAP1L1). Lineage: Eukaryota; Metazoa; Chordata; Mammalia; Artiodactyla; Delphinidae. The transcript is spliced from 9 exons. The record is from RefSeq and is a predicted model, not a curated record. Bases 401 to 1495 code for a protein of 364 amino acids.